Cylicocyclus nassatus is the source of this 246-nucleotide messenger RNA. NCBI's taxonomy places the organism in Eukaryota, Metazoa, Nematoda, Chromadorea, Rhabditida, Strongylidae. The record is from the annotation of a GenBank genome assembly.
AUGGGAUGUUUUGGGUAUAGAAGGUCAUGUGAGAGCUGGGAGAAUACCAACCACGUCUGUUCAGAAGUGAGCAAGAAGAAAAUUUCGUUAGCUGAUGACGAAAAGUUGAUCAGCGGCACAAUUGGGAACCAGGACACGUUCUACAGCUUAAUCGGUAAGUUUCCGCUGAUCACAGCGAGAUUCUACGGUCGGAUGUGGAUGACCUCCGCUGAAGGACCAUUGAAGGCUGCUGGUGAUAAGAAAUAG